AUGGAUGUUUCAAUUGAGGGUCCGGGUAUUGAGGAAUUUCAGAUUUUUGGUGAUGCAACCCCUGGAGAGAAACUUCUUGGAUGCGGGUAUCCUGUGCGGGGGACUACACUUUGUAUGUUUCAGUGGGUUCGUCAUCUUCAAGAUGGAACCAGGCAGUACAUCGAGGGAGCCACAAAUCCAGAGUAUGUUGUGACUGCUGAUGAUGUAGAUAAAUUGAUUGCUGUUGAAUGCAUACCGAUGGAUGACCAAGGCCAUCAGGGAGAACUGGUGAGACUUUUUGCUAAUGAUCAGAACAAAAUAAAAUGUGACCCAGAUAUGCAAAUGGAGAUUGAUACGCAUAUUUCCCAAGGGCAAGCCAUGUUUAGUCUCCAGUUGCUGACAGAUUCUUCUGAUAAUUGGGAGCCCGUAACUCUAAUUUUGAAACGGUCCAGUUACCAAAUUAAGAUCAAUAGCACAGAAGCAAUUGUCAUUACAGAGAAAUUUUCGAAGGAAUUAUCAAUUAAAAUUCCUUGUGGGCUUUCGACACAGUUUGUUCUGAUAUGUGCUAAUGGAUCUUCUCAUCCUUUUAGUACACGCAAUGUGCGAAUGCGGGAUACCCUUGUGUUGACAAUGAGAAUGUUCCAAAGCAAGGCAUUGGAUGACAAGAGAAAAGGAAGAGCAUAAAGAAUAAACCCCCCACUUUUUUCAAGCCAGUGUGGUACGGUACAGUACAGUACAGUUUAUAGUCAAAUAUUGAUCUGUGCUAGAAUGGGACCUAAAAGAAAUGCAUUAUAGUUAAUAGGUUUUAAUUUACUGAAAGAAAACCAUUCUUGGAAUUGUUGCAUCUGUUGUGGGAACUAUGAAUUAGCAUCUCAGUGCUAUUUGCUAGGCAUGCAUCACCAUUGUUAACUGGCAGGUAAUAAGGAAAUAAACUGCGCCAUGUCAGUUGUCAUUUUUCAAGAACUGCUUAAUAAUCUUCAUUUAAAGACAAAAAUGGUUACUUCUCGUUUGCCUUCACUA
Messenger RNA from Carica papaya (papaya), 999 nucleotides. The record is from RefSeq and is a predicted model, not a curated record. Lineage: Eukaryota; Viridiplantae; Streptophyta; Magnoliopsida; Brassicales; Caricaceae.